AUGAAAAAAACUAUUAUACCGUUAGUUGAUUAUUUAUUAAGUUUAACCAAUAUAAAUGGUACAUUAAUUUGUGAUACUCCUCGGAGAACUUUUAUAAUUGGUUUUGCUGUAGCUGUAAAAUCAGUAUUUUCUAUUGCUGAAGAACUUCUAAAUAAUUUUGAUUACAAGUAUUUUUUAACAUACAAACUUUCCCAAGACCAUAUAGAAAUACUGUUUUCAAAAAUUCGACAAAGGUUUGGUCAUAACAAUAAUCCUAAUGUAUUAGAAUUCAGAACAGCAAUGAAACAAAUAUUAUUGAAAAACUCUGUCACUUCUUCAUAUGCAGCCAACUGCAUGGCUUUUGAUAAAUCCAGCAAUGAAAGUGUUUUUGAAAUACGUUGGGCAAAAAGAAAUUCUGCGGACAUUUGUCAUUUACAUGAUGAAAGUAUCUUAGAGGAAACGGAAAAAGAAGAAGAAAUACCAGAUAUAUUCAUGAAUGAAGCUGAUGGCCUUAGGAUGGUAAAAGAAAAUAUUUUAUACUAUAUCUGUGGUUUCAUUGUGAGAAGAAUUUCAAAAAAAAUAGAUUGUUUACCUUGUUGUGAGAACUUACUGGAAAAAUUUAAUGAACAUAAUUAUGCUAUUUUAAAUGAAAAUUCUAAAUUGGUUGCUAUUAAAAUAGAGGUGGGCUGUUUAACGUCAAAGAUAAUUAUUUUUGCAAAAAAUUAUGUUUAUAACUCUAAUAUUUUAGUUGAUGUAAAAUGUCCUAAUGAUGGAUUCUUAGAGAACCAUAAAUUAGAAUUAGUUACUAUUAUUUGUAAAGAAUAUUUAAAAAUUAGAUUGCACCAUGUUGCAAAAUCUAAAACAUCUGAUAUUAGAUCUGAGGCUAGUAAAUAG
Molecule: messenger RNA, 873 nt
Organism: Metopolophium dirhodum (rose-grain aphid)
Lineage: Eukaryota; Metazoa; Arthropoda; Insecta; Hemiptera; Aphididae
Exons: 4
Coding region: 1-873 (290 amino acids)
Source: RefSeq, a predicted model, not a curated record